This is a messenger RNA of Rangifer tarandus platyrhynchus (Svalbard reindeer), 240 nucleotides long. Lineage: Eukaryota; Metazoa; Chordata; Mammalia; Artiodactyla; Cervidae. The record is from the annotation of a GenBank genome assembly.
AUGGAGGUCCCCGAGGGCUGGUCCACCUCUGCCGCGGAGGAGAGGACAGCCCUGCUCACAACGCCCACCUCCCCUGGGGUCCUGACUCUGGGUCUCAUCCUGCAGGGUGGGCGCAGCAGCGGGGGCUCCGCUGGGGCCAGAGGGAAUGGCUGGGACCUAGGUUACAGAGUGACCGCCAGAGCUCAGGAGAGGGGGGCCCAGAGCAGGAACCUUGAGCCUGGAUGCUGCCAGGUCCUCUGA